Messenger RNA from Sebastes umbrosus (honeycomb rockfish), 3137 nucleotides. It is a transcript of the gene slc6a5, whose product is annotated as solute carrier family 6 member 5. Gene Ontology annotation, molecular function: glycine:sodium symporter activity. Lineage: Eukaryota; Metazoa; Chordata; Actinopteri; Perciformes; Sebastidae. Gene Ontology annotation, biological process: sodium ion transmembrane transport; synaptic transmission, glycinergic; glycine import across plasma membrane. The record is from RefSeq and is a predicted model, not a curated record. Gene Ontology annotation, cellular component: membrane.
GUCCCUCUCAUGUUCCAGGAUUUCUCUGACCAGAGAGAAAUGGCCAAACAGCCGGCCGGUGCCGCCGCUCCCACCGGCUACAUCCCGGCUCAGCAGCAGCAGCAGCCGGACGGAGCUGCGGGACUUACAGCAAACAAACCGGACAACACCAGACCGGACAACUCGGCCCCUCACCUCCAUCACCACCCGGCGCCUCAGCCGCCUCCGGCCAACGAGGGCAAAACUUUUUGCAACGUGGAAACUAAUCCUGGAGAUGUGGACAGUAAUAAAGCGUACGGGACGUUUAAAAGCGCCGCGCCGCCGGCCCCCGGAGCAGGAGCCGCGGCCACCGGCACCGUCAACUCCUCGGCCUUCAGGAAGGACUCAUCAGCCCAGUACGGAGACCCGCUGCGGGCCACCGCGGAGCAGAACAACACCGCGGGCAACUGGACGGCUAUGAGCCAGACCACCAUCAUACUGGGGACAGAUGGGAACACGUCUGUUCAGCCCGGCACCGUGGCGGCGGUAAGUCAGCUGGAAUCAACCGGAAACUUUAACAGAGAGCUGGAAGCUGAUGAUGAUGAUGAAGGGGGAGAUGAGAAUAAGGCCAGAGGAAACUGGACCAAUAAGAUGGAUUUCAUCCUGUCCAUGGUGGGCUAUGCGGUGGGUCUGGGGAACGUGUGGAGGUUCCCUUAUCUCGCCUUCCGGAAUGGUGGAGGAGCUUUUUUGAUCCCCUACCUGACUAUGUUGGGCAUCGCCGGCAUCCCAAUCUUUUUGCUGGAGGUGUCCCUGGGCCAGUUUGCCAGCCAGGGGCCUGUAUCAGUGUGGAAAUGCAUCCCAGCUCUGCAAGGUUGCGGGAUUGCCAUGUUGAUAAUAUCUGUCUUGAUAGCCAUAUACUAUAAUAUUAUAAUGUGCUGGACACUGUACUACCUGUUCGCUUCGUUGAAGGGCUCACUGCCAUGGGCUAACUGUAGGAAUGAGUGGAACACGGUGGAAUGUAAGGACAAAGACAUGCUGCUGUUAGACACGUGCAUCCUGCGGGACAGAAACAUCACCUCCAUCAAGAACUCCACGUUCUGUCUGUCCGCAAGCACCGUUGGGAACCUGACGAAGCUGUUGAACAUGACCGUGGACGGGAACAAGACCUACGUCAGCCCCAGUGAGGAGUACUUCAAGUACAACGUUUUGCACAUCUCUAAAGGAAUCGAAUUUCCAGGAGACAUCCGCUGGCCUCUGGCAGGCUGUCUGAUGCUGGCCUGGAUCAUUGUCUACUGCUCUUUAGCCAAAGGAAUCAAAUCAUCAGGAAAGGUGGUGUAUUUCACUGCCACAUUUCCCUACGUGGUGCUGGUCAUCCUGCUGAUCAGAGGAGUCACCCUCCCCGGUGCCUUCAACGGCAUCCUUUACUUUAUCACACCAAAGUGGGAGAAACUGAAUGAUGCAAAGGUGUGGAAAGACGCAGCCACUCAGAUCUUCUUCUCUCUGUCGGCCGCUUGGGGAGGCCUCAUCACACUCUCCUCCUACAAUAAGUUCCACAAUAACUGCUACAGGGAUACUAUUAUUGUGACAUGUACAAACAGUGCCACCAGCGUAUUUGCUGGGUUUGUCAUCUUCUCGGUCAUUGGUUUCAUGGCACAUGAGUUGAAAGUGCCGAUAGAGCAGGUGGCAGAUGAAGGUCCAGGCAUAGCGUUCGUGGUGUACCCAGAGGCUCUGACCAGACUUCCGCUGUCUCCUUUCUGGGCGAUCAUCUUCUUCCUCAUGCUCCUGACUCUUGGCCUGGAUACCAUGUUUGCCACCAUCGAGACCAUCGUAACCUCUGUGUCAGACGAGUUCCCCAAAUACUUGAGGAAACACAAACCUCUCUUCACCCUGGGCUGCUGCGCCUGCUUCUUCCUCCUGGGUUUUCCCAUGAUCACAGAGAAUGGGAUGUUCAUGCUGCAGUUGGUGGACACAUUCGCAGCCUCCUACUCUUUGGUCAUCAUUGCGAUCUGCGAGCUGGUGGAUUCCUACCUCUACGGUCUGCAGAGGUUUUGCGAGGACAUUGAAAUGAUGAUUGGUUUCCAGCCAAACCGAUUCUGGAGAAUCUGCUGGGCCUUUGUGACUCCGACCAUUCUGACGGUAUGUUUCUUUUUCGCUCGGCAUCCUGGACUGAGUCUGUACCAGUGGGAGGGGAUGACGUACUAGGACUACACCUACCCCGCCUGGUCCAUUAUGGGCUGGCUCAUGGUUAUCUGCUCCGUCAUCUGGAUCCCCAUCAUGUUCGGCAUUAAGAUGCACCUCGCCCCCGGCACCUUCUCCGAGCGCCUGAAGCUGGUCUGCUCCCCUCAGCCCGACUGGGGUCCGUUCCUGAUGAAGCACCGCGGAGAACGCUACAAGAACAUGAUCGACCCUCUGGGAACCAACUCCCUGGGCCUCAAACUGCCCCCCAAGGACUUCCAGCUCGGCACCUACCAGUAGCAGCCGCCCCGGGCAGCACCGCACCGCACCACCUCCAUCCCCUGCAGGGGACACCACCGAGGAGGAGGGCGACCUCCACCUCUUCUUCUCCCUCCUCCUCUCUCUCUCUCUCUCUUUCUCCCGUCCGUACUUCAACCCUCUUUGCUUCCUGUCUUCCUCCCUGUAUCUUGGAAGUGGAAACAGGCUCUUCCCUCUCUUCUUCUUCUUCACCACUUCCUCUCUUCUCUCGUGGAGGAGUAGCUGCUCAGGUGGAGUCUUACUCCUCCGCUGCUGCUGCUUCAUACUCGGUUAAUGGGCUAAUCAUUGCCCCCCCCACACACACAACAACCACUGAUUACUUCUGAACCCUUCCCAGGGAUCUUUAUUCCAAGAGAAAAGUGUGUCAUAAAAUGACACAGCUCAGACUGCACUUGCAAUAUUAGACUCACCAUAGCUGCUCCCUAUGGAGUCGUGUAUGUAUGUGUGUUAGUGUGUGCGCGUGCCCUCAUAUUUGUGUUGUAGGAAAUAAUGAAUAAUCUCGGUGCGAGCAGGACACGGGAAAACAACAAAGAAAAUUGAGCGACAGAGAAGCAGCGGUUCAACGAGCUCGGCGGGGUGUUUUGUUCCAUCUGUGUAUAAAAUUUCCAACGGCAAUACAAAUAAUAUCAACUGCCUCGGGAAAAAAAAAAUAGACAAAAAAAAAAAGAAGCACUGGUAUCACAUUU